Molecule: messenger RNA, 4198 nt
Organism: Uloborus diversus
Lineage: Eukaryota; Metazoa; Arthropoda; Arachnida; Araneae; Uloboridae
Product: adenylate cyclase type 8-like
Exons: 21
Coding region: 25-3210 (1061 amino acids)
Biological process (GO): adenylate cyclase-activating G protein-coupled receptor signaling pathway; cAMP biosynthetic process; intracellular signal transduction
Cellular component (GO): plasma membrane
Molecular function (GO): adenylate cyclase activity
Source: RefSeq, a predicted model, not a curated record
GUGCCAUUUCUGGUGUUGAACCUUAUGUUUUGUUUUUGUGCAUGCUGCAAAUGCUUCUCUCGUGAUUAUUUGCAUUGGGGAGCCCUUUUGACAUGGCUUCUCUUAAACAUGGAAGCAAGCCUUGGGGUUGAUGCAGUGAACAAGACAGCUGUACUGAUGACAGGCAGCUUGGACCUAGGCGGACCUUGGAGAGUGAUUUUUGUCGUGUUCGUCACUUACUCCAUGCUGCCGCUUUCUCUGCGAUGGUGCUUAUUGUGUGGCUCGCUUUCUGCGAUUUCUCACAUUGUUGUCCUCGUCAGCUUAGCUCCAAGAGAUAAGGACUUCCUAAAAAAGGUGCUUACAAAUGCGCUAUUGUAUAUCUGCAUCAACCUAGUAAGUAUGUACACAAAAUAUCUGACAGAUAGAGCCCAGAGAAACGCAUUUUUAGAAACACGGAGAGCAAUAGAAACACGCCAUAAGACAUCCAAAGAAAAUGAGAAGCAGGAAAGACUGCUGCUGAGCGUUCUUCCACGUUUUGUUGUUCUAGAGAUGAUUCGCGAUAUGGCUUCUGAUGAGGAUGAUGAAUUUCAUAAUAAUCGGAAACUUCUGUCGGCGCAGCAAUUUCAUCGCAUCUACAUUCAUUGCUACGAUCAUGUCAGCAUACUUUUCGCCGAUAUUCAAGGUUUUACUGCAUUAGCUUCAACAUGUUCAGCCCAAGAGCUUGUUCAAGUUUUGAAUGAUCUUUUUGCCAGAUUCGACAGACUAGCACAGGAGCAGCAUUGUUUACGGAUCAAACUGCUGGGUGAUUGCUAUUACUGCGUCAGUGGUCUACCGGAACCAAGACCUGAUCAUGCUCACUGUUGUGUUGAGAUGGGAUUGCAUAUGAUACAUGUCAUUAAAUUGGUACGUGAAAAGACUAAAGUGGACUUGAACAUGAGGAUAGGGGUGCAUUCUGGGAGCGUUCUUUGUGGUGUUCUUGGCCUUUACAAGUGGCAGUUCGAUGUUUGGUCGAAUGAUGUGACGUUAGCCAAUCACAUGGAAUCUGGAGGAAUUGCUGGCAAAGUGCACAUUUCUCGAGCCACCCUCGAUUACCUGGGCGAUGCCUACGAAGUGGAUCCGGGGCACGGAGAGACGCGAGACACUUACCUGCGAACUCAUGGGGUUGAGACUUUUCUGAUCAAACGAAACCAACCGUCUGUAUCACCAUCAAGGUUCUGCCAAUCCUUUCGUGGAUUAAAGAAAGCUAUGUGCCGCCAAGACAGCCGGAGUGAUGAUGAUGUAGAUUGGAAUCCUGAAAUUCCGUUCGAAAAUCUAGAAUACAUUCGCGACUCCAUGGAUGAAGAGACGGCCCCUCUACCAGCAAAGGACGAAGCAAAAGCCCGCAAAUUAUCCGUGCAUCGUCCACUGUCGCCAACAGUGAGCGAAGAAGUGGAAGAUCUAAUCGAACAGUCCAUAGAAAUUGAAUCGAACAAAAAGAUGCGCAAGGAUCAUCUCUCCUGGUUCAGUCUGACUUUUAAAACCCCAGAUGCUGAGACAAAAUUCCAUCAGAUUCGAGAUACAGUUUUCAGAUCAAAUACAUCAUGCGCUUUCCUAGUAUGGAUUUUUGUAGCUCUUACCCAAAUUAUCAUGACUCCCAAAUCCUUGGUGACAGUUUCUGUCUUUCCGACCGUGACGCUUUUCUUAGCAGCGACAUUUGCAGCCGUUUGCGCCUCAACUGCGCUUGCGCCAUCAGCAGGAUGGGCCCGAGUCCUUGGUUCUGCCCUCGACAACAGAAGACCCCUUCGUAAUGCCAUCUUUUGUGCCAUCGUAGCUGCUGUUGUCUUGGGUGCAACGUUUUCAUGCGAAAAAGUUCUUAAACCCAGUGGUAAUGAAACUACUCAAGAAUCCAAUAAUCCACAGCAAUGUAAUCAUCCUCAGUACUUCAUCUUGAGUUGGAUUUUAACUAUGGUGGCAUGUGUCUCCUUUCUAAAAGUGCACUACUUACUGAAACUUGGUCUUCUUUUGUUAAUGCUGGCCACUUAUCUUCUUCUCAUGCUUCUUGCAUUCCCGGAUCUCUUUGAAGCUAUUUGCACAAGAAAGUUGCAAGAAACUUGCAUAUCCUUGAAAAUUCGGGCUUUGACAUUGAUUAUUAUAUUUUUCUACAUGGUCAGCUAUCAUUGCAGAUUGAUUGAAAUCACGUCCAGACUAGAUUUUUUGUGGAAACUACAGGCUCAGAAAGAACUCCAGGAGAUGCGAGAGCUGAGACAGCACAACCAACAAUUGCUGAAAAAUAUCCUUCCAGAUCACGUGGCAUCUUACUUCCUGUUGCAAGACAGAAACUAUGAGGAAUUAUACGCUCAGUCUUAUAGUUGCUGUGGUGUUCUUUUUGCUUCCAUUCCCAAUUUUGCGUCUUUUUAUUCUGAAGAUAUAAAUAAUGGCGUUGAAUGCAUUCGGCUACUCAAUGAAAUUAUAUUUGACUUUGAUCAAUUGCUUGAUGAAGAACGAUUCAGGCCUUUGGAGAAAAUCAAAACCAUAAGCAGCACUUACAUGGCAGCAUCUGGACUCAAUCCGAGCAGAAAAGGACCUGAAGAAUGGGGUCAUUUAACUGCGCUGGUCGAUUUUGCUUUCGCAAUGAAGGAAUCCUUGGAUGAAAUUAACAAACAUUCAUUCAACAAUUUCAAACUCAGAAUCGGCAUCAGUCAUGGACCACUUGUUGGAGGUGUCAUCGGAGCUAAGAAGCCUGUUUAUGACAUAUGGGGCAAUACUGUGAACGAAGCCAGCCGAAUGGAUUCUACGGGAACUUUCGAUAAAAUCCAGGUACCAAAAGCCACUGCUCAAAUUCUAGAAGCCCACGGUUAUUUGGUUCGGCUUCGUGGCUGCGUGAAUGUGAAAGGCAAGGGAGAGAUGGAAACAUACUACGUCCUGGGCCGUCGCCCGACCGUGGGUCGCCAGAUGUCGGUGGGUCGCCAUCCUAGUGUCCACAAAAGCCUCGCUGCUGUAGUUUACGGAUUGGUACGAGCCCGAAAGAAAGGCCUGGGAUCGAGCUUGAGCGUCCCCAGUCCGCAGAAGCGUCUUCUGCCGCCCCUCAAUCCACCCAAACACAAGCUGCACCGGAUACUAUCCGAGACGCCGCAUCCGGGAAGACGCAAAAGCCGGAUGCGGGAAAGGCGAAUGACUGAUGCCGGAGGUAGUAGCCACUCGUACCCGGACAUGAGAAACGUUGUCGAUCUCGACCUCAAAGGUGUUUCCUGACACGAGAGGGGAAGGAGCUCAAAGAUUUGAGCGAAAAUGGUAAAAGUAUUUCAUGAAAUGACAAGAGCAGCUCCCUGGUGUUUCGCAAUUGCUUGAACAUCAAGUUCUUCCAUCAAAAUGGAACUGGGAAGACUUGAGAAAGGGGAUAAAUCAGUUUCUCUUUAAUGGCAUUCCUUCAACGCCAUCUAUAAAGGAGAAAAAAUAUACUAUGGUACAAUGCCACAGAAAACCAGAAGUGGAACUGUUGUUGCCGUAAGGUUAGUUAUUUAUGCCCAAAAUCAUAUAAAAUUACAGAUGAUGAAUUUGACCGAGAAAAAGAUUUUGUAAGGCACUAUGUGUGAUCAUGAUGCAGAAUAUGGUAAGGUGUCACGCUUGACGUACCAGAAAGACAUGCGAUACUACACUAUGAUAUGCAAUCAUACGACAACAUCACCCAAAAGCAUAAGGAUCGAGCGCACAAGUAAAGUAACUGACCUGCCUAUACAUUUCCCUCUUUACAGAGUUCAGAGCACAGAAAUUGAUGACGCGAAAAACCUCGAAAGUUCGAGUCGAGAUUUAUGGUUGUAUUUUUAAUGAGAAUGAUUCGACAAUGAACAAUUUUGACUGCAAAGAAACUCUGAGGCAAGUAUACUUUUUUACAAGAAACCUUUGGAUACAUUUCAUAGUUUUUUCGGAAGAAAAGCGCAACAUUUACAAGACCGCAACAUGGAAAUUAAUAUCUCAAUUUAUUUCUGCUUUGCAUUUUGCUGGUCUGUAUAUGAAAGUCUAGGCAUACAGAAUAUUUAUUCAAUAAGUCAUUUGAGCAAGAAAUGAUUUCAUAUCAAAGGCAACAAAAUUAUUUAUUUUUUCUAUCAAAUAACAGGAAGGUUUCUCUGACCAGUUAAAAGAAAAUCAAAAAAAUCAAUUAAAUAAAAAUAUUGCCAAGAUUAUCACACUGCACAUGAAUUCAUUUCUUAAAAAUAGAAAUUCUACCGAACUAUUUUUUACG